AGAAAAUUCAUUACACAAGCUUAAAACGAAAGUAACAAAAAUUGAUUUUUAUAGAGAACUGACAAGAAAUAAUCACAAAAGAGAUGGCUACCACCCAAGGACAGGACAUCAUUUGUUGUCAGUUGUGUCCAAACCCUGUAGAACAUCACUGUAACCUUUGUCACGUUGACCUCUGCCUCUCAUGCAUACCAAAACAUAUGUCUGACAAAUCAAGGGAACAUGAAGUUGUUGGAUACACUUCCAGAAAAGAAGAAACAGUUGCUCUUCCAACAUGCUCUACACAUGAGAAAAAACAAUGCGAGACAUAUUGUCAAGAUUGUAAAAUACCAUUAUGUAUUAAGUGCCUGAUAGAUUCACACAGGGGACAUGAAGUUAUCGAAAUCCAUGAUAUUCUUCAAAAACAGAAACAGCAAAUUUUAGCUGACAUUGAAGAUAUGGAAAUUAUUCUUUCAAAGUACAGAAAUGUCAAACCAACUACAACCAAUUUUGACAUUCAAAAGGUCCUAUCUGAUAUAGAAGAACAAGAGGAUAAAAUCUGCAAAGUUGUACAUGAAAUGAGCAUUCAUCUUAAAGACACCGUAACCAAUGAAAGGAAAGAAGCAAUGAAGAAAUGCGAAGAAAGCCUGACUUUGAAAAAUAAUGCUGAAAAAGAAUUAAAUGAAAAGAUACAAAACAACAAUGAUAUUCUCAAGGGUAACGAUCCCACAGCCAUAAUUAACUAUCGAUCAUCUAGUAAUCUGGAUUUCAAAGGUCCUGAAAUACCAAAAUUUUCUUGUCCACAGUUAUUUCCUGGAAGUAUAAGGAAGGACCAAAUUAAGGACAUGUUUGGUGAUUUUGAUGGUGAGAAAAAACAAAACAGAUAUUCAAAUUAUGAUUUAAGAGGGCAAUAUCCUGUGGGACCACUUGAUUCACGGGGAAGACCGCAUACUCCUAACUAUACAUCAUAUCCUCGCCUAGUAUAUCAUGGUAACCCUUACCCUACAUACCCUACGUAUAGACCAACAUAUUCCAAGCCAAGAAAAGAGGUGGGCAUUGAUGAUUGA
Messenger RNA from Saccostrea cuccullata (small rock oyster), 1043 nucleotides. RefSeq names its product E3 ubiquitin-protein ligase TRIM9-like. The record is from RefSeq and is a predicted model, not a curated record. Gene Ontology annotation, molecular function: zinc ion binding. NCBI's taxonomy places the organism in Eukaryota, Metazoa, Mollusca, Bivalvia, Ostreida, Ostreidae. The transcript has 2 exons. Bases 84 to 1043 code for a protein of 319 amino acids.